AUGGCUCGCGUGACAUGUGCAUGUUGCUGGACAUGUCCGUGUUGCCCAGGUUGUGAGUGCUGCAAUGUCUGCAUAAGACUUCGACGGAUUUUGUUUAGCAGAACCCCAGACUACUGCUGUUUGUGGUGGCGUUUCAUAUUUAGCGAUGAGCGGAACUGUGACUGUUGCUACUGCCCACAUGGUGAAGAUGAACCCUGCCAGUGCUGCCACUGCACUUGCUCACAGAACCCUAACUGUCGCUGGUGCUGCUGCUCCUGUGCUAAUAGUCCACACUGCAAGUACUUUUGCUGUACGAAUGAGAAUGAUGACUGCCAGUGCUAUCAAAGCACAUGCUGCAACUACAUCAACUAUAUACCUCACCAGCAUCGAUACAGACUCAGAAGACGCAGAUUGGUAACCAACACAUCUGUCAUUUCACUGGAUAAGGAAGCAUCAGGACAUGCUUUUCUUGACCAGCUUAUUUGCCCUGUGUGCCAACAGUUGUUUCUCCGCCCAUUUAUGUUGCCAUGUAAUCACUGCAUUUGUGACAAGUGUAUAUCGAGGAGCCAACUUCAGGCUGAGAUCACAGAGAACUUCUUCAUCAUCACAUGCCCAGUUUGCAAUAAAGCUCACUGCCUUCCAUUUGCUAAGAAGAUACAGCUGAGGAUUAAUUAUCUAAGAGCUAGAUUGGCUAGGAAGUAUAUGCGUCGAUAUGGUUUCCUACGGUGGAGGUUUGACAGAAGCCGUCUACCAAUUUAUUGCCAAGUUUGUGAUGAGCGGCGGAAGGCCAGCAAGAGAUGUGUGACAUGUCAAUUGAAUUACUGUAAUAUUUGCCUGAGGAACUAUCAUCAGGAUAUCUCCUACCAAAAUCAUGUCUAUGCAAAAAUCAGUGAUGAACUUUGGGAAGAAAGAAACUGUUUGAUCCAUGGUGAUUCAAUGCUCUCAAAAUACUGCCUUGAUGACCAUGAACUAAUUUGUGAAUAUUGUUCUGAUGCACAUCACAGUGAUCAUGACACAGUUACUAUGCCAGUAGCAUGUUCAAAACUGUCUGCUGCAUUAUUCUCUGCUAUUGCAAAGUUUAAGAAAGUCCGAUUUAUAAUUGAUAAUGAUCUAAUGGAAGUCCUUGUAUUAAAAAACAAUUUUAAGUCCUAUAAAGAAACAAAAAGGAGGGAGAUCAGGAAUGGGUUCAUCAGGUUACAGAGUAUACUUCAAGAACGGGAGAAAGACUUGAUGGAGGCAGUAGAAAACCUUGAGAUUCAAAAACAGAAAGCACUUUACAAUUUUGCCGAAUAUACAACAAAAAGAAUUGAUCAGAUGGACAGCCUCAUGCAGUAUUCUAAGGAAGCUUUAAAAGAAAACAGCCAACUUGCAUUCCUGCAGUCUGCAAAUUGCUUGGUAAAUGAAAUAGAAGAUGCAAUUGCUAAUAUUUAUCAACCUAGCCCACAUCUCAGGGAAGACCCUAUUAAGCAUCUUAAAGUCAACUUUGAGGAACUUGCAGAAAACUUACAAAGCAUUUUCCCACCUCUUUCAAACAAAAUGUAUGAUAAAACAAGCAAAUGUCCUUAUCCUUGCAGUUCUGACGUAAUGAUUCCAAGGAAUAUUUCCAGUGCACAUGUUCCAAAUCCAUUAGGAAUGGCCCAUAGUCAGUCUUUAGCAUCAUUUUCUUCACUGGAUCAAGACAUAAUGAACAAUGAAAUAUAUCUAAGACCCAAAUCAUUACCUCCUCCUAAUUUGAGAGAUCAUGGAAUGUAUGCAAUUUGGGAUGCAUCAUCAGAUACUUCAAGAAAUGAACGAAACUACCAAAGCCAGGGUAUCUAUUACAGUCCAGAAUUACAUGGAGAAGCUCAAUCUUCUUCAGUUCCUGGCCUUGUUAUUGUUUACCAAACACUUGUAUAUCCAACUGUUGCUAAGAUUUACUGGACAUGUCCUACAGAAGAAGUAGAGAACUUUGAGGUUGCUUAUUAUGAAGUAGUUGAUGAAGAUGUAGCUGAGAAUUUAAUUCAGCCACAACUUAUAGGAGUACUUACUGGGAUUGUUCAACAGAACCUGGAAAUACAUAAUCUGACACCUAAUACAGAAUAUCUCUUUAAAGUCCGGGCCAUCAAUGAGAAUGGACCAGGGCCUUGGAGUGAAAUUUGCAAGAUAGCGACUCCAGAAAUGCGUGGGAGAAUCAAAGGCAAAUGGGGGUUGCUACGUCAUGUUCAGUCUGCUUUCCGAAGAUAA
Molecule: messenger RNA, 2202 nt
Organism: Rhineura floridana
Lineage: Eukaryota; Metazoa; Chordata; Lepidosauria; Squamata; Rhineuridae
Gene: TRIM42
Product: tripartite motif containing 42
Exons: 5
Coding region: 1-2202 (733 amino acids)
Biological process (GO): positive regulation of DNA-templated transcription
Cellular component (GO): nucleoplasm; chromatin
Molecular function (GO): protein binding; ubiquitin-protein transferase activity; zinc ion binding
Source: RefSeq, a predicted model, not a curated record